Tilletiaria anomala UBC 951 is the source of this 522-nucleotide messenger RNA. RefSeq lists its product as uncharacterized. Lineage: Eukaryota; Fungi; Basidiomycota; Exobasidiomycetes; Georgefischeriales; Tilletiariaceae. The transcript is spliced from 2 exons. The record is from RefSeq and is a predicted model, not a curated record. The coding region runs from base 51 to 410 and encodes 119 amino acids.
CUUGGCAGCACUUCUGGCUUUCAAGUUUCAGUAGCUUGUUCAAGCUCGACAUGCCGCUUUCAGGAAUUUUGUGGACUGUUCUGCGCUCGAUUACUUUAAUAGUGUGGUGGCUCGCCUUGUCAUGCGUGCCCGCAAACAUCACUGGAUUGAAAGGAGACGUGCAGCCCGCUAUCUACGACGGUGAGAGGGAACGAUCGGUUGUUCCAAAGCCAGACGUGAACAUCGUUGCGAAGUUGCGAGCUUUUUGCUAUUUCACUGGCCUGGGUUCCCUCGCCUGUCAAGCUUGGGCUUUAUCUCAUCCAUCCUGUUCAGUCGUGCGUCCACCGGAUUUCCUUCUAUCCGCCAUUUGCUGUCUAAUUGGCGCCCACUGCCGCGUCAUCCGAGCCUACCUCACCAACGAAGUUCUGUGAGGCCAUGCCAUUGUACAUAGUACAAAGGGCAGAAUGGGAAGGGAAGCGAGCAGCGAGCAGUGUAGACAUUAAACGACACAAUUUAUUCUCAACAAGAUCUGGGUCAGAAAAU